AUGAAACGGCUUUGUGUGUAGGUAACUCUUGGUAGAUAAUGCCGAAGUUGUGUAUGUAAAGCUAUUUAGUCUGUAGCUACAUUUAAUUUAAAACUGUUUCACACAAAUGGAUAUUUUGGGUACGCUGGAUGUCAGAUGGGCACAAGGUUUUACAAGCCAGAAUGUUGAAUUUAUUGAUAACAAAACUGCCUGUUACAUCUGUGGCAGUUACAUAGUUUUCCUUGAUAUUGAGACCAAGAAGAGGCGCGUGCUGCAGAGUCCCGGUCGGGGCAUAGGCGCUUUUGCAGCCAACGGCUUGUCCAAAACGCUGGCCUUCUCUGAGCGGAAACCCAGCCCCUCCAUAUUUGUGUACAGCUACCCAGAGCUCGUUCAGAAGAGUGACCUAAAAGGCUCAGCCAAACUGGAGUAUGCCGCACUGGCGUUGAGCAGGACUGGCCCUUAUUUAGCGUGUCUCUCUGGCGUCCCAGAACACACCCUAACAAUAUGGAACUGGGAGAAGGAGACCAUUAUCUGUGCUGAUCCCAACGCUGGGAGAGAAGUCAUUCAUUUGAUGUUUAAUCCCAUGAACUGGCAGCAGAUCUGUGUUUCUCGCACAUCAUCCAUCACCGUUUGGACCAUUGAAAGCUGUGGCAGCCUUAAAAUAAUGACAUCGAGCGAGAUCAGUCUCCCAGCAGCCGACGGCUCGGUGCAGGAGGCGGACGUCCGGCUCUGCCACAAUCACAACGAGAACCCCAAUUACUACGGCCCCCAGAUGCCCAUCGUGGCCAUCGCUGGCCUUAAAGGGGACCGGGCCGAAGGAUUUGUGCCCAAGGCGAAGAUGAAGGAGAAGUUCUACCCGAGCUGCGUGUGCUGGACGGCCUCCUCUGACCUGUACGUGGGCUGCAGGCAGGGCCACCUGCUGCAGGUGCACCUGGAGAGUCGCAGUGUUUCUGUUCUCCUCAGCCCCCAGAUAGACCCGGAACUGGCAGAGACUGACAGAGGAGCACACCUGCAGGAGGGCAGUCUGCAGAGCAUUGCACUGCACAGAGACGGACUGUUUGCUGCAGGAAAUGAUGCCGUUUUACGCUGCUUACAAAUUAAGGGCGACAACGUGGGUGUAACGCAGCUUUGGGAAUUAGGAGAGCCAGUGGUGAACACGGCCUUCUCCCCCGACGGCCAAAUUUUGCUUCUGUCAUCCAGUAAUGGCAGUGUUUACAGGUACAGAACAGUUCAGCCGCAGCAGAUGGAGAAGGUUCUGGAUGUUCUCGCUGGAAACUUUGUGGCUGCAGCCUCACUGUAUACCGAUAAGAACCUCUGUGUGUCAGUGAGAGACUCUGGAGUUCUCCAGCUUUGGUCUGUAGAUGAUGAGUCACACAUCAGCUCCAUCUCUCUGCAAGUUCAGGUGACCAGCCUGGCAUGCUGCCCCGUCGCCCAGCUCGCUGCCGUGGGAACGGACACCGGGCACGUCCUCUUCAUCGAUCUGACGUCCGAGAAACAGCCACGCGUUGUUCACCGGAUACACCUCCACCACGUACCCGUGUCUCAGCUCAAUUUUGACCAUGGAGGAAACUUUCUUCUCACAGGGGCUUCUGAUUCAAACAUAUUUGUCUUGGAUGCUCGGCCUUCUAAGAUGUUUGAGGUCAUUGGAUUUGCAGAGGCAGGGGGCGCUGUGCUGGGCCUGUCCACGCUGUGUAACCGUGGCGAUAAGCGCGUGCGGGCGCUGGCUCUGUGCGCCGCGGCGAUGGGCACGCAGCUGGAGGGAGGGGACCGGCUGCUCGUUCUCUCCCUUCCCGUCCAGGAGCUCACAGGAUCGACGAGCUGUGCAGACCCACACGGCCGUCUGUCGGACAAACUCCUGCAGAAAAUCCCCUGUGAGGUCCCCCACCCCAUCUCCUCGGCCGUCCUGGGACCCGACAACAAGAUGUUCGGCUACUGCCACGCCACAAAAACAUUGCAGCGCUUCCAGAUCCCAGAGGGUUCGGGCUCUCCGAGCGGGAGCGUCAUCCGGCUGACCCCGGAACAGGAAGUGGAGGGUCACCCGCUCGGCCCCGCCUCUCUCCUCCUGUCCCCCCACCGGCUCUGGCUGGCGUCGGUCGGCAGGGACGGGCUCCUUCGAGUUCGGGACGCGUCCCGUAUCGAGCGGUGUGUGCAGAUGCAGUGUCACGCCUGCUGGGCGGACGGGGCCGGGGCGGUGUCCUUCAGCGCGGACGGUCAGACCCUCGUCACCACGGGCGUGGAGGACGGGUCCAUGGUCUGCGUGCGGCUCAGAUUGGAGACGGAAGGUUCCAGAAAAGCGUCUGAAGCAGCUCAGCAGGGGCAGUCCCUGCUGGUCGCUCUGAAGACCCUGCAGGGCGCGGAGAACCCCGUUCUCAGCCAGCUGCCCGAGUGGAACCGGGACGUCCCGUCCAGGACCGAGGCCAGACGCAGAAUAGAUGUGACAGAGCAGGAUGAGAGCUACAGCAGCGCUUCCUCCUCAGCCGUGACCUCUGACCCCACCUGGCUGGACAACAAGCAUGAGGAGGCGCUGAGAAAGGAGAGUCAGCAGUACGCCCAGUCCAAGAGGAGCCUGAGAAGAGAAGUCAGGCAGCUGCGGGACACGAUCCAAGCGAUGAUGCGGGAGAACGAGACGCUGUCGGACAUGGAGAGGCUGGAGCCCCAGGAGUUCAACCUGGACAUGGACGCGAGGAUGAGGCUGCUGGCCGAGGCCGAGGAAGAGGUCACCAAGGUACGCACGGAGGCCGAGCUGGAGGACCUCGCCAAGGCCUACCUGUGCGAGGUCAUCAAGAGGGAAUGCUGGGAUUCCAUGAAGGUCAAAGGGAAAGCCGUCAAGGCCUUCCAUACGGAUAACGAGGUGAAGAACUAUCCCAUGAAGGCCAGGUCUCCCCAGGAGCUGGAGGAGAUGGAGCGGGUGCACACCAUGAGGAAGAUCGAGCACGAAGACCGCAGACUCCAGCAUGACAUCGUGGAAAAAAAAGCUGGCUCUCCCAAAGCAGAGGAUGAGAAUGAGGAGGAGGAGGAGGGCGAAAAUAAGAAUGAAGAGGAGAACGAGCCAGAGGCCGAGAAAGAGGAAGAGGAAGAGAAAGAGAAAGAGGAGGAAAAGGAGAAGAAGGGCGAGGAGGAGGAAGAGAAAGUGGACCAGGAGAGCCCGGCGCUAAUGGGUAGCCUCAGCGCGGAGUACGGCGGGGCUAACUCCUACCUGUACAGCCAGUUCGACCUGCACGUCCGGGAGGAGAAGAUCAACCAGAUCACCCUGCUGCAGGACGUUAUUUACAAGGUCAAGACCGCCUUCAACAGGGAGUUUGAGGCGGUGCACAAGCAGAAGGUGCAGGAGAUCAACCGGGUGAAGGAGAAGAACCGGAGGAUCAGGGAGAUCAUGGAGGAGCUGGAGGUGGAGGAGGAGCUGUGGGAGCCCAGCCUGACGGACAGCGAGCGGCCCGAGCAGGCGCUCAGCGUGGCCGAGAGCGAGAUCAAAGUGGAAAAGUACCUGAGCGCGGAGCAGAGGCAGAAGGAAGAGGAGUCGAAGAAAGCGGACGAACAAAGACGGCAGGCCGCCAAGGCGGACAACAUCCGCGAGAGGGCGCUUGAUGACAUGAUGGACGGAGUGCUGGAGAUGAAGAAAGAGGGCAUUUUGAAAAUGGCGGUUCAGCAGCCGGAGUUCAUGUCCAGGCCUGAGGAGGAGUGGACCGAGGAGGAGAAGAAGAGUCUGAAAGAGCACGAGAAGAAAGUGAAGGAGCUGAGCGAAGAACAGGAAAAACAUCGAAAGACUUUGGAGACUGAAAUGAAGAAACUGCAGUCGGCCAUCCAGGAGGGCACUCACAGUUUUGAUGAAGUCCUUACCCGACUGUUUGAGAGGAAAGUGAACUGUGAAAUGGUUAUCUACCAGGAAGAGCUGAAGCUUGUCAAUCUGGCCCAGUCUCUUCUGAUGGAAGAGGAGGUCCACCACAGCGAGGAGCAAUUUGGCUAUAAGCUCGAAGAAGCAAUGGCCUUAAAGAGUGAGAUUGGAGAAAAGAUACACAAGUACAGGAGCGUUGUGGAUGCCUUCCGGGAGACCUACGAUAACGCUGUUGCAGAAGACAAACUGCUUGACCGAGGCUUCAGGAAAGAGUUUGCCGAUGUUCCUGUCCAUAUGGUCGAUCAGCUGUACAAAUUAUACAAACGCAGACCAAGGGUGCAGAGGAUCCGGGCUCAGACGGACGACGUCAGUUCUCUCCGCUCCGCCAGUGAAGGAGCGUCUCAGAUGAUGAGGGCCAUGGAGGAGCUCGACCGGAAGGAGAACAUGCCGGAAGACCUAGACCCAUCCGUUUGGCAGCGUUUCUGCCAGUCCAGGAGAACCAAGGUGGAGAGUGAGCAACGGGUGAAGCAGAAGGCCCUGGAACUGGCCGAGAUGCAGGCGUUCUUGCAAAGGAGAAUUAGUGAAGAGGAGAGCGUCAAAACUAAGAUAACCAGUCUAAUGGGUGAUUUGAAUAGUCUUCGUGAGGAAAAGAUGGUGUUCCAGCUGGACCUGAUGGUGCAGAUGCUUCUCAAGCAGGGCCAGGUGGAGGUGGAGACGGGCAGAUUCAUUCCAGAUUUCUCUGACUCAGAGCUCAUUCACAGGAACGUGGUGGAGGAACUGAAUGGGACAAUCAGGUCUUUAGGAGAUCAGAAGAUCUCCAGCAUGGUGGAGAUUAAGGACUUUCGGAAGGGCAUCAUCCAGCAGGAAUGGGAGUACAAACGGAUGAAAAUGCUCCUGGAAGACCUCACCAAUAAGGCCCGGGACAUCCAGAUGCUCCGGGUCACCCUGGAGCUGCAAGAGUACCUGAAUGCAACAGAUCAUGACAACCGUGUGUCAAAACAGAUUUCGGAUGUAGAAAAAAGAAUUGUACUGCAUGAAAAGACUCAUAACAAGGAUGUGAGGACUACCAAAAAGAUGAUGGAAGAUAUGGAAAGACACGUAGCUCGCAAGGUAGAGCAAAAUGUGUUGCUGGACCAGCAGAUAGCAGACCUGAAGGUGACGGUGGCGGAGAGAAGGCACAUCUGCGAAGCCGUAGCCCUGGAGCAGGCCCAGCAUGGCAGCAGUGGGGGACGGUACCAGGAGAUCGUGGACAGGAAGAGACUGAUGGACCAGGCCAAAGACCAGGCCAGUGAGCUGACUCAACUGAGGGCGGAGGUGGACAAGCUGAGGAGGAAGACUUUCCCAGCACUCAUCAUAUAACAGCAAGGGCAUCACUGGUUAUGUCCUUCAUUUAGUCACAAAUGUACUAUGCUUUCAUCACAUUACUCAUUCGUCAAUCCAUUAUAAAAUAGUCGUGGUGAACAGUUUCAGUAAAUUCAACUGUAAUGGAAUUCCACAAUGUUAACAAUUAAAUGCAUCAAGUUUA
Messenger RNA from Anguilla anguilla (European eel), 5336 nucleotides. RefSeq names its product cilia and flagella associated protein 43 (gene cfap43). The transcript is spliced from 38 exons. Gene Ontology annotation, biological process: cilium assembly; sperm axoneme assembly. Gene Ontology annotation, cellular component: axoneme. The coding region runs from base 107 to 5170 and encodes 1687 amino acids. Lineage: Eukaryota; Metazoa; Chordata; Actinopteri; Anguilliformes; Anguillidae. The record is from RefSeq and is a predicted model, not a curated record. Gene Ontology annotation, molecular function: protein binding.